This is a messenger RNA of Polyodon spathula (Mississippi paddlefish), 3907 nucleotides long. Its product is annotated as VPS9 domain-containing protein 1-like. Lineage: Eukaryota; Metazoa; Chordata; Actinopteri; Acipenseriformes; Polyodontidae. Gene Ontology annotation, biological process: vesicle-mediated transport. Gene Ontology annotation, molecular function: small GTPase binding; guanyl-nucleotide exchange factor activity. Gene Ontology annotation, cellular component: endocytic vesicle; cytosol. The coding region runs from base 66 to 2012 and encodes 648 amino acids. The record is from RefSeq and is a predicted model, not a curated record. The transcript has 15 exons.
AGUCCGUGCUGCGCACACUUCGAUGUAUUCUGUCCGUGUAUCUUAGACGAUUACUCGGUUCCGCAAUGUCUACUGCUGUACCAGACGGAGGAGUGAAAUUACUUCAAAAUGCUAUGAAACUAGCCAAUGUGGCCAUAGAACUGGACACUAACAACAGACACAAGGAGGCUUAUUGUGAGUACCUGCGGGUCAUUAACUUUAUUUCCCAAGCACUUUUAGAGGAGGCAAUACCCAAAGAGGAGUGUGAUAUUGUGACACCAGACACACAGAAGAUGCUGAAGUUGGCAGAACAGUGCUUAGAAAGGGUCAAAUCGACAACAGCUAAACUAAGUAAAAUGGAGGUGCAGCCUGCUGUGCUGGAGCCACCCAAACCCUCCCACAAGCCAGGGCAUCGCAGAGUCCUCUCCGAUGGAGGAGAAACGGCCUCCCCCUUCCUUCCCCCUGAGAUCUUCCAAAGAAUGCAGAUUUUAGAAGCACACAGUGCCAGAAAGGAGCUCACUCCGAUAGAGGAGGCAUCGAGGCUAAACCAGAAGCUGAAGGCUACUUAUGAGGCUCGAGUUGCUCGUCUGAACCCCAACCAAGCCAUGCAGAAAACCUCACUGACAUUGUCCCUUCAGCGUCAAAUGAUGGAGAAUCUUAUUAUUGCAAGAGCAAGACAAGAGGCACUUCAGAGGAGGAUGGAAGAGAGGCGGCUGAGGUUGCAGGAGGAAGCCAAUAGGAGCUUUUCCAGUUCUACAUCUCUAACCCCUGAAGAACAGGAGCAGAGAAUCCUAUAUGCCAGCAUUCUGGAGUACGAGCAGGAUCAUGAUUGGCCAAAACAAUGGAAAGCAAAUCUAAAAAAAAAUCCAAACGACCUCUCUGUGGUGUCUGGUCUUAUCUCUUAUAUCUUCAGCUGUCCAGAGCAUCCUAUAAUGAAGCUCCUGAAGAGACUGCAGUACAGGAUUUACAAUAAGCUCUACCCCAUUGUCAGCAAGGUCACGGCCCCUGAGUCGCCAUCCACAUUCACCUGCAGGGGCCGCAACAUGAAGUCCUCCCAAAGCAUCCACUGUAUGCAGUCAGUUCAGGAAAACAACAAAACAAACAGCCAGAAACUAAGACACAGUCUUUCAGUCACAUCCCUGCCCAUCAUUGAAGACUACAAUGCCAACACGUGUGCUAAAGAACAAACACAAACUGGGCAAAGCACUAAAGAGGACAAGUUAGUGCUGAGCAUGGGAGAGCGGGACAGUUCUUUUGAGGAUUUGGAGCAGUUUCUGUCCCAAUUUGAGUGCCCGCCCGCCAGCCUGCCAGAUCUGUCCGAACCCGCUGUGGAUGUGGAUCCCCGGAUUCUCAACCUGGAGGAGGGGGCGCUCCGGACACACCUCAGGAGCGUUGUGAAGGAUAUCCACAACUCUAUAGACCGGCUGCUGUCCUUGUAUAUUCUGUCCUUUGAGCCCCUGAACACGGCUGCCUCCAAGGACCGGUGCCUCGCCAGCAUCGAGGAGGCUUUCUUCCCACCCAUCUGGCCCUUGUUGUUGGCUCUCUUUAGAAAAGUUUACAGACAGAGAGAGUUGGCUUUUGAAGAGAGUAUGAGACUGUACAGAAAUAGUAAACCUGGAGAUAUGGGUGUUGCAUCUAAACUUUGCCCCUCAGAAUCUGCUCCUGGUUCUUGCCCUUAUGAAUCUGCUGUGCAGGAACUGAGGCUAAUCUCAAAAGAUUGCUGUCCACAAAAGAAACUUGAGUGUGUUGUGCGAACCCUGCGUCUGAUCUGCGAGUGUGCAGAGGAGUACCGCACCUCCCAUGAGCCGGCUACCUUGCACAGCUCUGCGGCCAUUGGUGCUGAUGACCUGUUGCCCAUUUUGUCCUAUGUUGCCCUGAAGAGUGACCUGCCACAGCUGGUGUCCGAGUGUGCAGCGCUGGAGGAGUUUAUCCAUGAAGGCUAUCUGAUUGGUGAGGAGGGAUACUGCCUGACAUCCAUGCAGAGUGCAGUGACUUAUGUGGAAUCUCUGUAUAAAGGUGGUGCCUUGAAAUGAGUCUCUUCCUUGAAUAUGUGUGUACACACACACACACACACACACACACAGUCUAACUUCACUAGAACGAACCCCCAGGACCUGGAGAAAUGUUUGUUAUAGUUUGUGUGGUGAUGACAACGGUUGCAAACGUCACACAUGAUUCGCACUACAAUAGGUUAUCUAUGAAUCGACCUAUCUUUGAAUUAGCCUACGAAGGUCUUUGUUUUCACCUGAGAGAAUAACAUUCACAAUGGAGAAAGUUCAGUGUCACUCACUACCGAGAUCGUUUUAUCCAGGUAGAUUUUGUAAAAGUGAUCGUUCUAAUAGGGAUAAUUUCUAUUGAAAAGAGCGGUUCUUGCUGAUUGGGUCAUUAAAAGGGGGAUCGUCAUAAGAAGGGUUUGUUAUAGUGAAGUUAGACUAUGUGUGUCUGUAUGUAUGUGUGUGUGUGUGAGUGUGUACUUAUAAUGUAUGUACACACACAAUUACAAAUUGAAACCCCCACAUUAUGAGCUGUGAAUAGUUAUUUUAGUGUUUUAAUAGAUAAAAACAGAUUUUAUUGAAUAGUUGCCUUUUCUUCCCUACCAUUUAACUGUCCACCAUGAAGUGCCCUACCACUUCUUUGAGUGCUUAUUGUUAAGACUCCCUUGUUUUUGAAUACCAAUGCUAAUGGUUCAGUUAAUCACAACAGGCUAAUAUUUUAACAUGCCAUGUCUAACCAAUUUAUUCUCUAAAAUGAACAGACAUUCUUUAAUAGGGCAGAUAAAUUGUGAAAUCUAUGAAAACACUUCUAUUUGUAACCCUUAUAGGACUUCUGAUAUUAGAUCUACUAAGAUUUUAGUUAUGUAGCCCACACUGACUUUUUUUUUUCUGUGAGGUUUUGGACUUUUAAAUAACAUAAAAAAAUCCUGAAUUGCACUAAUGUUUUGAGGGAAAGUGUUACUAUAUAUUGUCUUCCUGAUUUUAUUGAAGUCCAUUUAGGCUACCAAACAGUGACAGUACACUUUCAGUUAUUGCCUCUAAUGUUUGGUACACAGCUGCAUUCUAUGAUUACUUCAUUAAAGUUCCAUUACAGGUAGUGGCCAAUAAAAUGAAUGGUGCCACUGCAACAGUUUUAACCUCUAGACAUAUCAUUGAUACAGAUCUUUACAUAUACUUUUUACUUCAUUAACAAUCUAAUUUGAUAUGCUAUUCUGCUUGCCGUGUGCAGAAUGGGAAUACUACAUUUCUAGUUUUGUUUUGUCUUUUAAAUUUUGUAGUAUUUCUCUCAGGAAGCUCUCAAUUUUGGUGGUGUGCAAAUUGGCUGUCAUUAUUCUGAACAAUAGUCUCUUUCUGUGUAAGGUACUCAUGAUUUAAGAGGCAUGCAUACUGUAAGGUGCAUUAGAAAAUAUUUACAUUAUAAAAUAUGCUGUUUCUUUACAAGAGAGUAGCAUGUCAAAACUAGUGUUUGGAGCCUACCUUAGCAACUAAUUCAAAGCUCACACAGCAAUCAUGGAAUAAUGUUUUCUUAAUGUUUGUGUUGAAUUUGGUGCUCGCACACAAGAGCAGAGCUGACAGACUUAAUGUACAGCAGUUUUAAUGUUUGUUUAUGCACUGUAGGAGUUGCCCUCCCCAUGUGUAUAGCUACCUGUGUGUUUGUGUCUGUGUGGAUAGAAAUACUGGUAUCUGACACAUAACUAAUGUGUUUUAGUUAUUUACUUUAGAGAUGAGGUAUCUUUUGCAUUGUUUAACUUUUGUUAAUGUAAACUAUGUAAUUAGAUGUAUUUGCAUGUAUAAUAUGAAAUAGCAGCAUGUAUUGCCUGAUAUGAAUGUACAGUUGUAUGUUUUGCUACCAUUGUGUUUGCCUUAAAUGCACCACUGGUACAAAAGACAAUAAAUAUAUAUGUAUAAUAAAACAAAGGUACCAUCUUGCUUAA